AUGAGCUAUUUUGAAAAGCAUAAAAGAAACUCUUCUCCAAUAUUACGUACAACUAGUGAAGAUAGAAUUAAACAAAAUUCAUUGAAAGAAACUAAUAUAUCAUAUUUAGAGUAGUAAAUACAAAAAGUAUGGAAUCAUGUUUAAUUAGGUUUAAUUAUAAUUAACUAAGAAAUACGAAGAAAGAAUCAAAUUUGUUGAAGAAACUCUCUCACAACAUGAAGAUAAAUUCGAUAAUUUCAUUAAAUUAAUUAAAUUACUUUAACACUUUGCUACAACCUAAGAAUAAGAAAAUUAAAAUAUUAAAAAUCAUAUUAAUUUAUCUAUGGAAUAGUUAUAUCAUGAAGAAUUAAAUUAUUUAAAACAAUAAAAUCUAAAUAUUUAAUUAUAACUAGAAGAUAUUCAGAAAAUUUAUGAAAAAGAACAACCUUAAAUUUAAGAAUUGGAAACUAUUAUUAAUAAAAAAAUUGAUAUAAUUAUGGAUGAAGUUAGAAACAGUGCUUUAAAAACAGAUUAUGAAAAAAUAGAAUAAAAAUUAUUAAAAUUAGAAUAAAACUUUAAGUAAGAAUAUCAUUAAAAAAGUAAUGAUUCAGACAAAAUAUUAAAUAAUAGUUUAAUGUAUCAAAAUUAAUUAAAUGAUCUAAAAAUAGUCUUAGAUAGUGUAAUAAAAGAUUAGGAAUAAACAAAAAAUUAUAUUAAAUAUAUAGAACUUGAUUUGAACUAAAAUAAAUAAAAAGAAAAAAUAAAUUAAAUUAGAUCUUCAGUUAGGAAGGAAUCCUAACCUACAGAAAGUGAUAUUAUGUUUAUUAGACCAAUUAGAGAUUAGAAAGAAAAUAUUAAAAAUAAUGAAAACAAAAGAAAUAAAAGUAAAUCAAGUCAAAGUAGAAGUUAAUCAAGGAAUGCUAGAUUAGAGACAAUAAAAAAAAAAAAAUAAGAAAGUGUUAAAGAACUAAUUAAAAAACAUAAAUAACAACCAAUUAAACUGUAUUGA
Messenger RNA from Paramecium sonneborni, 988 nucleotides. The record is from the annotation of a GenBank genome assembly. Lineage: Eukaryota; Ciliophora; Oligohymenophorea; Peniculida; Parameciidae.